UUAGCCAAUGCCGGAGUGACUUCACUAGCUCCGGGAAUGGGCUUUACGACGGCUACCGGAGCGCGUCAAAAUCCGAUGUCUCUUCUUUUUCGUUUCUUUGAUUUCUCUUUUUUUUUUUGGUUUUUUUUUCGAAUCCAAAAAUUCGAUGAUUUAUCAAUUUUUUUUUCAUUGUACCCAACCAGACGAAACGUUGUACACAUUAUACAAAUUUGAAACAGGUUGUCGUUCGCAUCGAAGUACGGAGACAACUUUGUGGCGUCGGUGAAGUUCGGGCCAGUUAUUUUUGCCUUUGCGUGGAGUAUAGGUUUCGAAUUCGCAGAAUAUUUGUCAUUACUCCUAACGGCAAAACUGACAAAAUGAGCAUGGGUAGCCCCAUAGAAGGCGUACGCAAGUCACGAGUACGACAAUCAGUACGCGGUAUAACGAUAAAAUCGCUGGAACUUUCGGUGAACAUUCUGUAACAAACAAAAGACUUUGGUAACUAUAUGUACGGCCAUUGAUAAGCGCCGUAGUGUUCGUCGGAGUAUGGAGAAAAUUGUAAAAUGUGGAUGACCUUAAUCUCUUACGAUUCCGAGAAGAGAAAAAAAAAAAAAAUCGUAACAAGGAUUUCAAGAGAAUUGUGAUAGUCGAAAUCGUCAACCGAGGCGGCCGCGAUGAUCUCACGUAUUCAGAUCUCAUUUAUUCCGCGAUUCAUCGUUAUAUCGCAUCGGCGGCGAGAACGAGACGCGUGAAUAUCGAAAGAACGAUUCUCUCUUUUCUUUUUUUUUUUAUUUUCAUUCGAACAAAAACUCGUGACGUACCAUCACCCCGGCAUACCAUCGUUGGAUUUGCUUCCGCGUUGACCAGAGAAACGAAAAACAGGGUCGGCUCUAAUCAGUCGGACGAUCGGUCGUGCAUGGCGUCAAACCGAUUGAUGAAGAUAUAUCGAUCAGCCGGAAGGCGCGAUGACAACCGACCUGCAGCUCUUCUGCCGCUGUACCUUUCGAAUCGUAACUCACCGCCAUUUUCGAAGAUUCUUUUUUACUUUUCGAACGAUGAUCUGGAAAAUCGUAACGCGAAAAUCUCGGUGACGUUUGCCGCACAUUCUGAGUGGAAAAAUAGAAACUCGAGGCAAACUCGAUGUCUGUAUACGAAUGCUCGUGUGCCGGAUUCCCGGGGUGGACAACCUGGAAGGUCAUCGCCUGGGGGCUCCGAUGCGUUCACCUUAGUCAUCGAGACACUUUUCAACUUCUUGGAGCUGUCGCGCGGCGCCGAUAGCGCGGUUUAAAAACCUAAGGAGACACUGGUGUCAUGUAUAUUUUGAUGGUGGGGUGAUGCGGAGCAACUCGCGUGAACGCAAGUCUCGGAGUUUUCGUGCCCACCGCGGUCUCGACGUGCUUCAUACUUUGGUGGUAAUUUUCCAACCAACUGGCAUCCGCAUGCCCGGUUACAGGGUCUCGACGCGGCCGCGUUUCCUAUCGACAAAUUUUUCAUACUAUACGACGUGUGCGGUGUGAGAUCGAAUAAGAAAAGAAAAAAAAGUGAUACAUCAUUCGUACGGUGAGCGAUCGUCAUGGACGUGCGUCAUUCGAUCGCGUCAAACGAAUUUCGGAAUUCGUAUCGAGGACUGGAUCGAAAAUUUUGUCGCCUGUGAAUUCGAGUAUGAAAUAUCAAUUGUGAGGAUAUGAUCGAUGAAAAAAAGAAUUUUUCGCCAAUAAUUGCGAGUCACUCCGUAGUAGGAGUCCACCGACUGCGGCGUUUGGAUCACUAAUGAAUGUGUAGUAGACAAAUUAGCGCGGUGUGCCAUUUCGGUUAGAGUAACAAGCGGGCUGCCUUUGGUUGAGCAGCCCCUCCGUUCGCGACCCGUUGUCGCCUUGUAUCGAAAGCUUAGCGGCUCGUAAAUCCCAGGGCGCCGUAAACUCGUUUUACUGCUGCACCCACGCGCCGUACGCCCCUUCCUCCUCCGUACAGCCCCUAAAAGAGACGAUCGUUGCGUUUGAAACCGAUGGCCAACCGAUAGAAUUCUCUAAUUCUACCCCGAUAAAAAAUCGCGCAUCGAUCGACGGCUCGAUCGUAGCCAAAUAUUCCACUGAAACGAGAAGUGAAAUGAAAUGAUCUCGAUAUUCCAUAUCUGACCUCAGCCCUUACGUAAUCCUCGUUCUCGAAGCAAGGAUUCGGUUUUGCCCGAGGCUCUAGACUGCGUUCGGAAAAACCAUUGUAGUCGUCAGACAUCGGCGGUUUAGCUAUCGUUUAAGAGGCAUCAAGCCAGAGGGGUACGCAAGGUGGGCGUAGGCGGUGGCUUUGGUCAGGUAGUGAAACGGGCCGAGGGGUGGUAGGCAGGCAGGGGAAGUUUGCAAGUGAAGCAAAUCGUCGGUCAAAGGGUGGGGAAGAAGGGUUAUUGUGUCCGUAAGUUAUUGACCGGUGAUUGGUUGAAAUGACAACUGCUUCGGGGGGCGAAGUUGAACAAAUUGGCGAGGAUACGUCUUCGGAGAUGUCAGUGCAAGUGCGAACUUCAAACGGUGAACACGUUUGCGGUACGUCGAGCUCCGUAACGUUGAACCUGUCGACUACGUCCGACAACGAUACGACACCGAGGGAAUUUGUAUACAACUUGGAGGCAACGAGGAAAUCGAACGCCAUGACGCUCAAGGAUUUCGGACAAUUGACGAAUUCGGAAUGCAGCGCACACGACUCCUUGGACGACGCGAUGUUCCCGCUUUCCCCGUCGAGUCUCGGUUCGAAUACUUCGAGGUGUAGCCUCAAAGAUCGUUCUAACGUCGAUAUGAGGCAACUAGACAUGCAACAGCAUUCGGUACAGUCGUUUUACCAUCAUCAGAACAGUAUCACGCAGCAUUUGGAAUACUCCGUAACGCCGAGGACUUACAAUUGGCAGACAACGGAAAUCAUUCAACAACAACAACAACAUCAACAACAACAACAACAUCAGCUACAGCAGCAACAACAAAUCCAGCAACAGCAACAACACACCGCGAGUGUGUCACCCUCCGCUACCGUAAUUACGGAACCGAGCCAGGCCCGUCAACGUCGUCAGGAAGCCACCCCCAGCAAACGAGCUAGAACUGCUUAUACCAGCGCCCAAUUAGUCGAAUUGGAAAAGGAAUUUCAUUACAACCGUUAUCUCUGUCGUCCAAGACGCAUAGAGAUGGCGGCUCUUCUCUCUCUUACCGAGAGGCAGAUAAAAAUUUGGUUCCAAAACCGUCGUAUGAAGUUCAAGAAAGAGCAAAGGGCCAAGAAAACCGGAGUAGGACCUUCGGAGAAGGCUCAAGACAGCGACAACGGUUCGCCUUUGGGUGCGAACAGGGACUCCGCGGGAGCACAACCCGUUACCGCGGUUCCUUCGCCCCCAAUAUCGUGGGGGAUUCAGGACGGGACUGCCGCCGCCGCCGCCGCCAGACAACAGCAGAACUCCGUCAGUCCAUCGGCGACGUUCAACUACCCCGGUAUCGUAACCCAGCACAAUCGAGUCUCGUCGAACGUUGCGGAGUUCAAAUUCUACGGUGACGAUACGAUCCAACCGUAUUCCAGUGGCUAUCAGAACGCGUCUUCGGUAAGCCCGAUUCAGACCGUCCAGGAACAUCAGCAGCAACAGCAGUCCAGAUACGUCGACAGAGAAAUCACGUUCAUACAGUCCAACGACAGACACGUCGUAUCGGCACCCGAUUACACGCCCAAUGUUCAUUUCAACGACAUUCCGAACACUUACGCGCCAUUUUGGAACAAUUAUUCGUACACGACAGCGUACUCCGCACAGUCGUACCUCAACGCUACCGGAAAUACGUACGCGGAGGCCUACCCCUUACCGGAUCUACUCGAGUUGAAUCAGUACCAACAAAGUUCGAGACAGCAAUUGCAACAUAUGCAGGACGAGCAGAACGCAAAUUUCGAUGAUACCGCGAACGUGCCGAUAAUUCAACCACCCGAAUAUCACGACACUCAGAUGAGUCUCACCCAUCUCUAAUGGAUCAUAUUUUAGCUGGUAUCUCUUUUCCUGAUGGAUAAUUUUAAGCGAACCGCCUAGCGGUGUAUCGUUUUAUUUUUUAGUCGAAGAAUUUUCGAAUGGCAAAAUACGACCGGAACUAGUCUAUCGUCGUAUUCACGAUAAGAAUUACUAGCCUUACGAUCGGAUCCUGAGAAUGGAUGUGGCGGGGAUAUUUUUGGAGCAGUUUUACAACAGAGAAUCAUCGAAUGUUUACCGAGAAAUGAUUAGCCUGAUUUACCGACACGGUUUUUUUUUUCGAUAACGAAAAUCUUUUCAGAUUUGUUACGAGAUAAUUUUCGAGGUAAUUAAAAGUUAACGACGAUCGUAAAUAGAGUUCCCAUCGUUUUCGGAUCUGAUAUUUUACUCAAUUAUUGAAUUAUAUAUAUAUAUAUAGGGAUAAAAAUGAGAGUUAGUCUGAUCAAAAAACAGGAGAAUUUUUUUUUUCUUUUUUUUUUUUUCUAAUAAAAUAUCGUACGAAAUAAGUCUUCUGGAACAUACAGGGUAGUAAGUUUGUGAACGAGAUAUCAAAUAUUUCGAUCAUCGACGACGAUCGAUUAUCGGUGUUCGUUAUACACGAGUAUACGUAUUAAAGGGAAUGUAUAAAUUCGAAAAUUUUUAUAGCCGGAAUUCAAUGACGAAUUUCCAUCGACGUUAAUCUAGACAUACGAGCGAAAUUUGUGUUCGCACAAAUUCCGAGCGAUCUUAAACAUUGACUAGUACUUGAUUAGAUAAUUUUUCAGUCAACGAACCAUCCGAUAUCCUAGUUUUGUAAAUAAGUGUCAGAAGAAUUCAAAAUUACAUGCACUAUACACCCGAUGACACAAAUAUUGUAAAUAAAUUUUCAACAUCCAAUACAAUUUGACCCGAACUCUGAAUAUCAAUGCAUGUGAUGUAAUCGGCCUCCUACUCCCUUUCUGAAAAUCACGACGUUAAUGACUUUGCUAAUUGCACCUCACCCCUACUUUUCCCAUCCUCUUGACGACAACUCCUCCUAAUAAAAUAAGCUCGCCGCAG
Athalia rosae (coleseed sawfly) is the source of this 4993-nucleotide messenger RNA. RefSeq names its product transcription factor SPT20 homolog. Gene Ontology annotation, cellular component: nucleus. Gene Ontology annotation, biological process: regulation of transcription by RNA polymerase II. Bases 2414 to 3958 code for a protein of 514 amino acids. The transcript has 2 exons. The record is from RefSeq and is a predicted model, not a curated record. NCBI's taxonomy places the organism in Eukaryota, Metazoa, Arthropoda, Insecta, Hymenoptera, Athaliidae. Gene Ontology annotation, molecular function: DNA-binding transcription factor activity, RNA polymerase II-specific; RNA polymerase II cis-regulatory region sequence-specific DNA binding.